AUGCAAGCCAAGAUAUUACUCGGUUUACUACUGAGUAUUUAUGGCAUAAACUGUCAGAUAUCGACACAAGACGUCAAAGAAACCUACAAUGAAAAGUUGACACUAAGAAAUUUACCGGAUGGCAAGUUACUCGCUCAUUUCUCUUUUACCACCACAGUCCAUGUUGAAACUGAACCUAAUGCGCCCAUUCUGGACUAUGGUUUAUACCCAAAGGCCAUUGGACAAGUUCUUCAAACAAUCAACGUCACCGACAUGCAUCUAUCAUUUACUCAGGGCAGAUGGAAUUACGAAGAAUGGGGAUAUCCACCAAGUAUAUCAGCGAGUACAGGUGUAGAAAUGUGGGCCUGGAUGAGGGAUAACAGUCAUGAAAAUGUGGAUAAACAAUGGAAAUUACUUACAAACACUCUAUCUGGUCUAUUCUGUGCUUCUCUAAAUUUUAUUGACGAGACAAUAACAACACAACCAAAGCUAUCUUUCCAAUCAAAUGGGGAUGUAGAAGAAGAGUCGGGUGCGCAAUUGAGAUAUGGCGCUUUACCUCAAGAAAAUGUGUGUACAGAAAAUUUGACCCCUUGGCUCAAAUUAUUACCAUGUAAAUCAAAGUCAGGAAUAUCCGUACUAUUGAACCCUCAUAAAAUCUACAACUCCAAUUUUCAUUCCAUGGCAAUCCAUGCCAAGUCUAAAUGUGCUGAUUCCGAGUGUACAGAACGUAUACUAGAAAUAGAACAGACAAUAACAUCAGUAAUGGAUCCAGUGAGAGAUACAGGACGUAGAGAUUGGUCACUGGAGUCUAUCUUUGAGCGUCAACUUGAAAAUGCCUGUCCUGUAGCUACAGAAAGUAAAGUUGUGGUUGAAUUGGAGGAUGCAGGCAAUGAUUUCGAAUUGAAACCCGUGACAAUAACAGCUGAUACUGAAGGCAAGAAUAAAGUUGCAACUUACCAUUUAUCAUCUUCAAAAGAACCUUUGGAUAUCCGCAUGACGUGGAAUCAAGAAAAUUCAUUUUUAUACCCAUUGAAGCCCGUUAGACCUAUGAUUUAUGCGGAACGUUACUUUACCGGAUAUGGACAAGAAAGAGGAGGAUUAAAAAUAACGAUUUAUAACCGAAAUGGAGAGACAUCUAUGCCUGUCAUUUAUUACGACUCUAUUCCUUGGUAUCUGAAGCUCUACUUACACACAUUGAAGGUAGAUGUUUUCUCCUUACAAAACGGCAGCCUGUUAAACGAGGAAGAUGGCGGUGUGAUUCAAGAAAUGUAUUAUCAACCGGCCAUUGAUCGUGGAAGACCGACAGUGCUAGAGUGUAAUUUAUUGCUACCAGCGAACUCAGUAACAACGCUUUCUAUGGAUUUUGAGAAGGUCUUUUUGAAGUAUACAGAACAUCGACCUGACGCUAACCGUGGUUUUGAUAUCGGAUCUGCCGUUUUAACAGCGUGGAUUCCCGACGUCAAUCAACAAGGCUUAAUUCUUCAAGGUGAACCACAACGGGUUUACACGGAUACACUAUUAGUCCGUCUACCAACACCAGACUUCAGUAUGCCAUACAACGUCAUCACAUUAACGUGCACUGUGAUUGCAUUGUUUUUUGGGUCUAUAUUUAACUUAUUAAUUCGUAAUUUCAGUGUGAUAAAUCCGCCUGCAGAAGAAGAAAAAAACAAAAAAAAACAACAACAAUGA
This is a messenger RNA of Mycotypha africana, 1668 nucleotides long. Its product is annotated as GPI transamidase component PIG-T. Gene Ontology annotation, biological process: attachment of GPI anchor to protein. Lineage: Eukaryota; Fungi; Mucoromycota; Mucoromycetes; Mucorales; Mycotyphaceae. The coding region runs from base 1 to 1668 and encodes 555 amino acids. The transcript is spliced from 9 exons. The record is from RefSeq and is a predicted model, not a curated record. Gene Ontology annotation, cellular component: GPI-anchor transamidase complex.